This is a messenger RNA of Chaetomium globosum CBS 148.51, 2895 nucleotides long. RefSeq lists its product as uncharacterized. Gene Ontology annotation, cellular component: nuclear pore outer ring; nuclear pore. Gene Ontology annotation, biological process: mRNA export from nucleus; post-transcriptional tethering of RNA polymerase II gene DNA at nuclear periphery; protein import into nucleus. The transcript is spliced from 6 exons. Gene Ontology annotation, molecular function: structural constituent of nuclear pore. The coding region runs from base 1 to 2895 and encodes 964 amino acids. The record is from RefSeq and is a predicted model, not a curated record. Lineage: Eukaryota; Fungi; Ascomycota; Sordariomycetes; Sordariales; Chaetomiaceae.
AUGGCGCCGGCAUUUGAUUACCCGGCUUCUGAGAGCUCUCGGACUAGCUCACAACUCCCGGGCCAAGAGCCGGCAAACGACGAGAUGGCAGAUCUCGAGACAACGUACCAGGAGAGCACCAUCCAGGCAGGAGAGGAAGUCGACUAUUUCGCUGCCCAGCUCGACCGUUACAACACCGACUCGGCAAGCUCGACAACAGAGAGGCUUACCCAAGUUAUCAAGCUUGUCGACACUUACUACACAUACACGCGCAAAAGGGCCGACCGGUUACGCGAGCGCGAACCCCGGGCGCGGUCUGCGCGGGGGGGGAGCUGGCAAAGAGCUGCUUCGGCCGACAUUGAUAUGGAUGAGGUUGAUGAUGGCAACGAUGCCGUCUCCGCUGAAGAAGUGCGCCGUGUAGAAGAGGAGGCACAAACGUGGGAUCUUCUGCGGCGAAUUCUCCCUCUACGAUAUGGUAAUGACCAGGCCGCGUCGCAACCGGGAAACCCGGACGACGCCUCGAUUAGGAGUCGUAGGCAGUGGUGGAGCGAAUUUAUGGUCUCCGAUUCGGUUGCGCGGGAGAGGAAAGUUGUCCUGGAGUGGCUUCAAAGCGGUGCAAGUUACGGUACGCCAAUCGACGAGGUGGUGAGCGAGCUACAACAAAAUGCCGAGAGGGGCGACAUAUUGGCACACGGCUGGCUCCAUACUCGCCACAAAAUCAAACUUCAAAAGAGCGUCAAUGGCUAUCAGGGCGUGUUGGACCCCCACGACGCCGCUGCGGCUCAGUCACAUCUCGGCUCCAACACCCUUAUCACACAACUGGACCCAGACGCUGUCACCCGCCAGGCCCGCAAGUUGGAAUCACAGGAUGAGUUCUUCGAACGCGCGAUUUGGCUCGGAUGCUUCGAGAUGCUUCGCCGGGGUUGCUCCAUGUCUGAGAUCAGGGAGUGGUGCGCGGAGAGAACGGAGCUAUGGAGGGCCGCGUCUAUUGCACCCCUGCCCCUUUCCAACCCAGAUGAUGAAGAGCAACUCGAGUUCGAGCCAAGCUCCCUGGUUCUAUGGAGGCGCAUGUGCUUUGCCGCUGCUCGAGACGGUGGGACGGGAGAGUACGACAGGGCAGUCUACGGGUUGCUGGCGGGCGAUAUCACCAGCGUGGAAAAGGUGUGCAAAUCUUGGGAUGAUCUUCUCUUCGCACAUUACAACGCGCUUCUCAGGACGCAAUUCGACCUGCACCUUGCCAAAUAUGGCGGGGAGGCUGCCGGCAAAGCCGCGCAGCAAUUUCCUUCCUUCAACGCCGUUCUACACCACAGCGACCCGAUGACGGUUAGUAGGCGUCUGAUCGCUUCCUUGGAGACGGACCCAAGAACAAGAAAAGAAGCUCUACGGGCUGGAAAGGCGCUACAGGGGGCUAUUGUCUCCAACGACCUGGACCGGCACCUAUUUUACCAAGGUCUUGUGUUGUCCAAGCACGCGAAUAAGAAGCAAACUUCGAAGCUGAUUCCCAAGGUGACUUCACCUAUGAUGGAAAGCUUCAAUCAAGACAAGUUCUUUGAUUUGGCGGACCACGACGGCCUCCGGGUGCUUGCCCACGUUCUCAUCGUGAUCUCCGCCCUGGACCGUCUCGCCGGUUUCGACGAGGCGGGGGGCGCGCUGCAAAGUCGGCACCAGGCACAAGAGAACAUUAUUGCAGCAUACAUCAGCUACCUCCGGCUUGCCAACCUGGAGGAAAUGGUUCCUCUCUACUCUUCCAAAUUGUCCAGUACCCGGUUGAAUGAGACAUUGAGCAGAAAUCUUAUCCACAUUCUCGACAACGACGUCCGGCUACACCAGCUCACCAUAAUGAGGCAGCUAGGGCUCGACGUGGCCGAGUUCACCAAGUCUCAGCCUUCGAUCUACCUGGACGAUGUCCAGGACCAGUUGCUGCGCUGUGAGGCAAAGGGGCGGUUCAAAAUACUCGAACCUGGUCCCCCAACGCUCAAGUACGGCCGACUUGUGAAGCCUGAUUUCUUUGGCGAGGACGCCGAGUUUGUUGAUCAAGAGGACGACCUGAUCAUUCGCGCCAUGGGGUGGCUCAUGUUGGUCCCAGGCCAGUUCGUAGAGACAUGCACCUACGCUAUCCGGAUCUACAAGUAUUUGCUCAAACAGACAAGGUUACGCGCCGCCCGCGCCUUCAGCGAACGGGUAUCUGGGCGACAAAUUAUCCAGAAGAAGUCACCCAUCCCAGUGCGGGAUAAGAGCGAGGAUUCUGGUCCCGGUUGGUUCCAGGAGUUUGCUGGCGCUGAGUUCUCGGCCGAAUUCCUCGAGACAUGCCAAAUGAGCAAGGAGAAGCUCAUCAACCUUGUGCGAAAUGUGUGGGAGCUUGAGUGUCUCGUCCGCGCGCUGGAUUCGAUGGAGACUCUGUCGUCAUUGGCUGGGCUUAGCAGAGAGGAAAACAACACGACACGCGAGAUGUGGCAACAUACGAGCCAAGAGGUUCGGUCAGCCAAGGCGUGCAUGCAACCAGUCUUGAAGGGCUGGUUAUUGGUUUCGAACGAAGGUAAGAUGCUCGCCUCCCCCUCUUGGGUGCUAUGGGCUGACAGCGCGGCACUAGUGGACAAUGACUUCCAAGAGAUCCGCGAGGCCUAUAUCCCCGAGACAGUGCUAGCUUACAUCAGCUGCCUGCACUUUGCGGGCACAUCUCUGUCCCGAGACAACCUCUUGGAGUGCAUGGAGCUCGCGGCUGUGAUUGCCGAGAAGGAUUCAGACGUGGCCCGGGAGUUCCUCAGAAGCGGCAGAAUGAAGGAACUUGUCGAGGCCUUUGCGUCGUGCAGCAAGGCGCUGGCGAUAUGGACAAGCGACAAGAAGGGAUCGCAAACAAACUCCAAGAAGAUCAGGGAGAUGGGGUGGUCACGAGAACUGUGGUCUAUUAAACCAUAG